Molecule: messenger RNA, 774 nt
Organism: Drosophila hydei
Lineage: Eukaryota; Metazoa; Arthropoda; Insecta; Diptera; Drosophilidae
Gene: GILT2
Product: GILT-like protein 2
Exons: 5
Coding region: 110-730 (206 amino acids)
Molecular function (GO): oxidoreductase activity, acting on a sulfur group of donors, disulfide as acceptor
Source: RefSeq, a predicted model, not a curated record
GCAUAUACAGAGGCAGAGCCUAAAAAGCAAAAAGAUUACAGAUUUUGAUUUCUGCUCAAUUUUACUGAAAGCUCAGUGUCACCGCGUCUUUGGCUUCAGCAUCAGCGUAAUGAAGGCGUUCACAAGUUUUUUGCUGCUCACUUUUGGCGUUCUAGCCUGCACAGCCAAGUAUUAUCAUGAGCCUAAUGCACCUAAGCUGCAUAUAACCCUCUACUAUGAAGCACUCUGUCCUUAUUGCAUGGCAUUUGUAACGAAUCAGCUAAGCCCGUCGAUGGUGCUCAAGGAUCGACUGCACUACACGAACCUAACGCUUGUGCCUUAUGGCAAUGCCAAAUUGGACGACAAGGGUGAGCUGACUUGCCAGCACGGCGAGGACGAGUGCGAGCUUAAUGCCUGGCAUGCCUGCAUACUGGAGCACAAUGACAUCAACAUAUCAUUAAAGCUAAUUGCCUGCAUGAUGCGCGGUCGCAAAAAUAAUCUAGACAAGUGCGCCAAGAGAUAUCACAUUGAUGUUACUGCUGUGAAGGACUGCAAGAGCUCGCGCAGCGUGGAUAAUAUAUUAAAAAAAUAUGGCGAAGCGACAGCUGAGGUGGACUUCAGCGGCGUGCCAGCCAUCGCAGUUGAUGAUGAAUAUAAUGCCGAUGAUCAGGAAGAUCUAAUGGCUAUUUUUGACCACACAUUCUGUGCCAAAUACAAAGCCAAGUUUAACAUAACACUUAAUAAUUGUUAACAACGUUAUUUUAGAAACAUUUAUGGUUGCUUAUUACAUAUAUA